GUAAUAUUAUAUUAUGUUGUGAAUUUCAAAAAUUCAUUUUUAUACUCGUUAUCGAACAUAGUCUCCGACUGAUUAUGCUCGCACAUUGCAAUAAUUAAUCUAGCCGCUCAAAAAUAGUCAUUCUCUUGUCACGCACCAUCAUCUGUCAUAAAGUGAGAUAUUUCACCUCAAUAGCAAAGAUUUGUGUUGUUCAGAAUUUCUUUCUUUUUUAGAAAUUCAACAUCUAGUAGUCAAAUUUCACUUUUUAAUUAAUAUUGUAUAUGGAUUAAAAAUUGGUAAUCGACUGUCAUUUUUUAAUUUUAUUGGCUCUAAUAGACGUACCGUAUGUCGUGUGAGUAAAUUAUAGCGAUUUCUAUUUUUUUCUAUUAUUUAUAUAAUAUAAUGCACCACCGUGAAUGGGGAACUUUAUACUGAUUUUGGCAGCAACUUGUCUGUUUCCAUACUGUCCAUGUAUAACAAGCAGAGAAUAAAUUGUCAUAGACGAUGUGCAGAAAAAAAACUUAUGUGAAGUGACAUCUCCGGACUUCAACAAUGGAUAACGAAAGAGAUUUUAUUGCAUUACUGUAUUUUAUAACAUUUAUACUAUUUAUUUUUUGGUAUUAUCAACGAACAUACUGUGUUCCAAAACGUGAAACAUCAAAUCAUUUAAAUGAGAUUGAAUUGGAUAAUGGUAGACACUCAACUAGGAUCAACAUUGACCAACAACGUUGCAGUGUAGUGCCAUUAAAUGUUUUAAAUAGUUUGGAGUAUGAAAAUAUAUUAUAUAAUCCAUUGCAAGAACAACCACGUCAACAAUAUAUUAGUGCACAAACUAAUAUUUCCACCACACGAGCUACAAUUAUACCAUCUAGUUCCAACUUAAAUUAUCUGGAGCUUAAUUCAACUAACGUAGCUUCUUUUUCAAGAUCUCCACUCGAUGACGCACCGCCUUCAUAUGACGAGUGCGUUGUGAGCUAUCGUCCAUGACUUCAGAUCUUAAUUUACCAGAAAAUUAGGAAGUCAUUGAUUAAUAUCCAUGUAUAUCCAUGUAUCCCAGGUACCUAUGGGCUAUGAUAUUUAAAGAAAUUAACAAGAUUUUUAUACAACAUCAUCGGAAUUUAAAAUUGUGUGCACCGCGCUUUUGUAAUUUGUAUUUCAUAUGAUAAUAUACCCAAGCUAUUUUAUAAUACUAAAUUAUGUAUGUUACUAACCGAUCAUUGUUGUAUAAUUUUUUUCUAGAAAUUGACCAUCUUAUAUUAAAUAAUUAUAUUGUAUUGUACUGUAGUAAUGUCAAAAAUAAUAUCUACUUAUACCUAUGGUCAGAUAUAAAUAUAUAAUAUAUUUAUUUAUUUAUUUAAUCAUAAAUAAUUUAAUAUUUUGAUAUUGAUUAUUAUGCAUAUAUGUAGGUAUAUUACAUACUAUUAAAAUAGUAAAGAGUAAACCUUACUAUACCUAAAUAUAUAUAAAUAAAUUAUACUAAAAAAAAAAAAGAAGAAACAUAUUUUAAUGUUGAUUUAUUUAUUAUUUAAUAUCAAACAGAUAUGCAAUGUAGAACGUCAUUGACUAUAGGUCUCUGUAAUGGAUAAAUCAUUGCACACAAAAAAAAUACU
This is a messenger RNA of Metopolophium dirhodum (rose-grain aphid), 1589 nucleotides long. RefSeq lists its product as uncharacterized. The transcript has 3 exons. Lineage: Eukaryota; Metazoa; Arthropoda; Insecta; Hemiptera; Aphididae. The record is from RefSeq and is a predicted model, not a curated record. The coding region runs from base 532 to 966 and encodes 144 amino acids.